Molecule: messenger RNA, 1752 nt
Organism: Rotaria sp. Silwood2
Lineage: Eukaryota; Metazoa; Rotifera; Eurotatoria; Philodinida; Philodinidae
Source: the annotation of a GenBank genome assembly
AUGAAUGACCAAGAAUUGACAUCAUCUGACAAUCAAACAUUAGAUCGAGAAAUCCUUCAAGAAGAACGAUUUAAUGAGCCGAUUACAACCGCUUCGGCAUAUGCAAAUGACUCACAGAAAAAUAUGAAUUUAUAUGUUGAAAUAAAUGAACGUUCAUCUGAAUGUUUUUUUAGUACGAACACAUUACUUCACUAUUUCACACUAAAAUGUCUUAUGGAUAAUCAGUCAACGCCAUCGGACUAUGAUAAUCUUAUUGAAUUAUUUCGAAUAAAAUUUUCUGUUCCAGAAACAACGAUUGACCAAUUCAAAAAGACCUAUGCACCCGAUCAAGCAAUACAAUUUUAUACGAAACAUGGAUUUAUAUAUCAACCAUUAAACAAAGCAUUGCGUUCAACAAAUAUCAAUCAUCUUGUACGAUUUCGAUUUGUACUUAAAGAUAUAUAUGAUCAGUUAGGUGAUCUUAUGGCUCUUGAACUGAAUGCGCAAACAAGAGAAGUUUAUCGAGGUCAACAGAUGCAUUUCUCUGAAAUAAUGGAUCUAUUUAACAGUUUCAAACAAAAUGCACCGAUUAUUGUUAAUAGUUUCUUUUCAACAUCGCUUGAUAGGCAUAUGGCUGCUGCAUUUCUUAUUGCUGGAUGUGACAAAGAACAUAGUAUGACUCAUGUUCCCGUACUUUUCACGAUUAACAUUCGAAAACAAGACGCAUCAUCGGAUUGCCCAUUUGCUGACAUAUCGAAAUUGAGUAACUUUGAUGAGGAAGCAGAAAUAUUAUUUUCACCAGGUCAAAUGUUUAUGAUCGAGAAAUUACAAACGAUACAUGAGCAUGAUACAAUUAUCUAUUCAAUUGAAAUGAGACUUCACAAUGAAACUAAAUUCAAUCUUAAUGAUCAUUACAAUCGACUGAAAUCUCGAUGGGAAGAAGAAACCCAUGAUUCAUUGAUGCAUCUCGCUAAACUACUUAUGAAUUGGAAGCGAUACGAUGAAGUAAAAGAAUUAUAUGAACAAGUGCUACAUCAGAAGCCUGAUAAGCAAAUACAAAUUGUUUGCUACCAAGGUUUAGCUCAAAUAGCUUCAUUCACGAAUAAUAGUGAUGAAGCGAUGAUCUAUCAACAGAAAGUUAUAGAUUUAAAGUUUGGUAAUGAUCAUUCUUCACUGAUGCCAGACGGUAUUCUAGUCUCGAAUGAAUUUAUUCAAAAUUGUUCUAUAUUUUACGAUAAAUGUCAAAAUGCUACUACACGAUCAUCUCUUUGUCAACCUCUUAACCAAGUUAGCAACUAUUUACAAAGCAAUGGAUGGAAUGAAGUUUUGCAUCAAACUCCACAAAUGACACUCAUGAUUGCUCAGACAUUAAUGAGCAAUCAACAAUAUCAAUUGGCAAUCUUGUUUCUCGAACCAACUUUAUUUAUCAUUAGAUGGACGGACGAUACCGAAUUCGAUCCAUUGCACAAAUUGAAAUGCUAUGAAGCCUUGGGUUAUUGCUAUCAUCACUUAGGUAUGAAUCAGAAAUCUCUAGAAUAUUACAUGUCGGUAUUAGACGAAAAUAUUCAUUUAUCUCCUCAACUCCAUGUUAAAAUAUUAUCUGACGUCGGUCAAGUACUCGAAGAGAUGAAUCAAUGGGAAGAAGCUUUACAAAAAUAUAUCAAAGCGGCUGAAAUCUAUCAGACUGAUUUACCAAAUGCAGAUCCAGAGGAUGUUGCUCAUGUCGAGAAACGCAUUGAACGAGUUACAUCGCACCUUAUUCCACCCGAUUAA